CUCAGAUCUUCAAUCAUUCCUGAUUGUGCCUCUUCUUCACUCAAGCUCACAAUUUCCUAUCGCCAUUCAUCACCUGAAAACCAUCACGAACCAAUCAACUCCAAUCACCAUGUCCAAAGGAAAAGCACCAGAACAUCGAAGCUUCACAGAAUUCAUCCGCGAUAUCUUUUGUCCUGAUUCGAAUGAACAACCACCUCGACGUCCUAAUCGGAACAACGGCUCCUCCUCCCGUCCCCGUGAUUCGCCACCCUCUUAUCAGGAUGCGGUUGCUUCCAGCCAACGUCUUGAUGGUGGUCACAAUGCAAAAGAAGCAGUGACCCAUGUUAAGACAGACGACAUGGACCCCCUUGUUGCUUCGGCCUACUGGAACCAGACACGGAGUCCCCUGGUACGACUUCCUGACGCGCUUAUUGUUACCAUUAUGGAACGCCUUGACCUUGAUGACAUCCUCCGGCUCCGUCAUACCUCGCGAGACUUUAUGCGAUUAUUCAGCCAAACUAAGGCUUUCUGGAAAUACCACCUUACUGAUGCACACAACCGCGAGAAACGCACCUUUUUGGCCAGGAUCUGGGCCACUCCUGUGGAUCGUUUUCCAGAACAGCAUCUCCGGUCAUAUGUAUUUGCCCCUGUGUGCGACUCCUGUAUUGCCUUCAGGAAGCAAAAAGGCUAUGGAAGUGAUAGGGAACUUCUUCAAGCUGUGCCUUUCAUCUACUGCGCGGGAUGCAAGAUGGAACACCGAGCCUUCUACUUCUCGGCCCAGCAGCGUCACGAGUCCAACGACGACGAGAGGCUCUGCAGGGGCCGCGAGGGAUGCAUCAAGUUGUGUGAGCACGUAUCCAUAACUUGGGACUCAGCUCAGCGCCUUGCAGAUGCUCCGUCGGGCCAAAAUAUGGUUCAGUGUGACAAUGGACACCAUACAGUCUCCCCAUGCCAGCAUAUCAGAGACGGAGCUUCAAAGCUUUGCCACCAUAACGACAAGCCGCAAUUCAAGUUCUAUAGGGACGAUGAGGAAAAGGUGUGUUUUGAUAUGUCAGUCACAACACAUCUUCCGUUCAAGCCGCAAGGGUCAGAACAGGGUAGCAAGGUGAGUUCUACAGCAUUUCGAGCCAGCAUCGCAAAACUUGUCGACGAGAGGCUCCCCUUGAGAUCCUUUCGCUGGUUGCCGUCAAACGUAGAGGACUGGGAUGUUGUCAGAUGUUUCGAUCCCAACAUUUGUAGCUGUCUAGACUGGGGCCAGCCAAUCUUGCCACACAAGUCUGAUGCACAAACCGCGACCACUACAGACAAGUUUGAUUGGAAACUCUGCCCAAACCCCCAGAGACCUUGGCGGCUUAGGCCAGAUUUAGGAUCUCCUACUUACACAGGCACGAGCGAGUUUCAGCGGGAGCACCAAGACCGAUGCGCAGGGUUCAGUCAUAAGUUCCAUCAUGAUUUCCAAGGGUGUUCUAUGUCCUGGGACUAUACAAGGUGCUCCGAGGAGGAGGGCUUCCUGGUUCUCACACAGACUUUGCGGUCUUGCGCCAGCUCCCCUUUGGACUACGGGUGGGAGAAUUUCGUCCAUUACAAGUCUUACGGCCUGUUGCAUGAUGACGAGAUGCAUGGUAUUUCGUGGUGUCCUCAGUUGGAUUGUUGUUUGAAUGUUCCACAUUUCAUAGAACAUUUCUUCCAGAAAAGGUCGGGGGAUGGCGAUGAGGAAGUACUUUUUUCAUAGGAGCAUUUAGGGGCCCGUUUGCAUAGCAUCUUUGUCAAUCAACUCACCGGGUAUUAGCUACUCCGUGCGAAGGAGAGAUCUUCUGUAGGACGCCUGUCCUCCACGAAUCCUUGAAUGCCGUCUCCAC
This is a messenger RNA of Ilyonectria robusta, 1838 nucleotides long. RefSeq lists its product as uncharacterized. The transcript has a single exon. Bases 110 to 1711 code for a protein of 533 amino acids. NCBI's taxonomy places the organism in Eukaryota, Fungi, Ascomycota, Sordariomycetes, Hypocreales, Nectriaceae. The record is from RefSeq and is a predicted model, not a curated record. Gene Ontology annotation, molecular function: protein binding.